AUAUGGCGGAGAUUGACGCGUGCUGUCCGCCCGAGCACUUGUAAAUAAAAAUAAAAAAAUAACCAUUUAGAAAUACAAAUACCCCAUGCAGGUACAAUAAUAAUCUAAGCUCAAGUAACUUCCUGUUAAUGAUUGUUUACAUAACACCAGUAUCUGUAGUGUGUGCGGUAAAUAAUCAACAGUCAACAAUAGUUGGUUCUGUACAAUGGAUUUAUUGCAUCUAACUAUCAGAACUGAAUAAUGAGUUAUUAUUUUAAUUGUCGAAAAAAAUAACUCGAGAAUGGCGGAUGUUGACGACGCGGACGCUCCUCUAGAUCCCAGGAUUCAGAUUGAAUUGGAAAAUUUGAAUAGUGCGACUGAUGAUAUCAACAAACUUGAGAUUGAACUUGAUGAAGCAAACAGUACAUUCAAACAACUUCUUUCGGAGUCAACGAAGCAAUUAGAAGAAUUUGUAAAUAAAUUAGGGCACAGUUGUAUUGAAAAAGCCCGAUGUUAUUACGAAGCUAGUGAAGUUGCUCGUCAAGCACAAAUCCAAUGUCAACAUCAAGCACAUUUAUAUCAACGUGCAAGUGAAAUUCAUGCAGCAGCUAAAGAAACGGUCGCGUUAGCUGAAGCGAGAUUUAUAUCACACAGGCACGAGUGGAAUUUCGAUCAAGCAUGGCAGGAUAUGUUGAAUCACGCGACUAUAAAAGUAAUGGACGCAGAAAAUCAAAAAGCCGAGUGUGGAAGAGAGCACCACCGUAAAGCAGUUUUGUUCCACGACGCAGACAAAAAAGCCCAACAGCUGGAAGAGAAGUACCGGCGUGCGAUAAUAAAAGCUCGCCCGUACUUUGAGGUCCGUGCAAACUGCGAGCAGAAACUGGCGCAACAAAAGGAAAAGGUUCAGUGCUUGGAGAAGGCGGUGAAGGAGGCGAAGCGAGCGUACGCGGAGAGCUUUCAAGCCUUGGAGAAAAUAAGCAACGAAAUACACCAGCAGAGGAGGGAGCUCUCCAUAAUGGUUAAUGGUCCACGCGAACCGGGUGUCGGCGCGGAAUUAAUUACGCCCGACGGCAGCUUGGAUUACAAAGACGAAUUGAAUAGAGUUACUGCCGGUAGAUUAGAUUCGCUCACCAGCGAGACUGAUUCCGAUGAGCGGGCGCGUGAUAUCGAGGACGUCAAUGAGUUGAAAGACCGGAUGGAAAAUCUGUCAGCACGAUCAGUGGACGGCAGCGAGUCGACAUCAAGCCAGUGGGAGCUGGAACUACAAUCCGUACUAGCAAUAAAUAAUUACUCAAAAUCGUUAACUAGUAGUCCGGUUAACGCAUAUAGUUUCAAUAAUAAAAAAGACAAUCUUAGUAGUAAUAAUAAUAAUAAUAAUAAUAAUAACGAUAUUAAUGAACCAACCGAAUCGAUCAACGAAUUGUCAGAUAAUCAAAAUAACUUAGACAAUAACGCAAAUGGUCUAAACAAUGAAUCUAAGGACAAUGUGCCAAGUAAUGUCUUUACUAAUAAUUCUGACGUCAGUUCAACGAGAGAAUCCGAAAAAGAUUCUCAUGUCCAAGCUCAAUUUGUUGAAAGUCCAAAAAAGAGAGAACCGACUUGUAAAAUUUCAAGUGUUAAAGAACUGCCACUGCUUUCGAUCUUCAACAGGUCUAGUUCUCUGAGAAUGUCCAGAGAUCGCAGUUGCAGUAUGGUUAAUUUGGACGAUAAAAAUAAUAUUAAAUCCAUACUUGACAAUACUGAUUUGAAAAAUAUACAAGCGGUUAGUGUAGAAAGAUUAGCUUGUGCUCGUAAUAUUUUAAUGUCUGAUAAAUAAGUCUAUUUAUUGCAAUACGUCGAUUGAUUAGUCGAAAAUUUUUACACUUAAAAUACGGAUUGUUUUUAUAUACAGUGACUAUUUAUUAAUUAGUUUAUUAUUGUUGUGCAUUGCAAAUGCUCAAAAUAUACCGUUGAAAACGCUUAAGAGCGUAUGGAAAAAAUUUUUUUUUGGGAAUCGAAGUAAUUAUGUUCUAAAAGUAUAAUGCUGACAAGAAUUUUUUUCUCUAUUCUGAUAGAAGGAUUUUUUAAUAUUCAAUAAGUAUCAUUA
Cotesia glomerata is the source of this 2065-nucleotide messenger RNA. RefSeq names its product SH3 domain-binding protein 5 homolog. The record is from RefSeq and is a predicted model, not a curated record. The transcript has 6 exons. Lineage: Eukaryota; Metazoa; Arthropoda; Insecta; Hymenoptera; Braconidae. Bases 281 to 1795 code for a protein of 504 amino acids. Gene Ontology annotation, biological process: negative regulation of protein tyrosine kinase activity; intracellular signal transduction. Gene Ontology annotation, molecular function: protein kinase inhibitor activity. Gene Ontology annotation, cellular component: cytoplasm.